Messenger RNA from Neurospora tetrasperma FGSC 2508, 183 nucleotides. RefSeq lists its product as uncharacterized. The transcript has 2 exons. The record is from RefSeq and is a predicted model, not a curated record. NCBI's taxonomy places the organism in Eukaryota, Fungi, Ascomycota, Sordariomycetes, Sordariales, Sordariaceae. The annotation marks the transcript as partial.
GACGGCCGUCUGCUCCGGUCAGGAACCGAAGACCGGAGUACCGUGUCACAGAGCAUACUUCCCUAUCUUCGAGUCACUCUUAUUGAUGUACAUCACCAAGUGUAUCGUGGCAUCACUUGGGAGCCAAACGACAGUAAGAAGGAGACCCCACGCAGUGAAUUUUGUGUACAGGAUCAAGUGUAA